Messenger RNA from Trichoplax adhaerens, 402 nucleotides. RefSeq lists its product as hypothetical. Bases 41 to 319 code for a protein of 92 amino acids. Gene Ontology annotation, biological process: translation. The record is from RefSeq and is a predicted model, not a curated record. Gene Ontology annotation, molecular function: structural constituent of ribosome. Gene Ontology annotation, cellular component: ribosome. NCBI's taxonomy places the organism in Eukaryota, Metazoa, Placozoa, Uniplacotomia, Trichoplacea, Trichoplacidae. The transcript is spliced from 4 exons.
CUUCUCAACGUGGUGGCUUUGUAAGAUAAACCAAGUCAAAAUGGCCAAGCGUACACGAAAAGUUGGUGUUGUAGGAAAGUACGGCACACGUUACGGUGCUUCAUUAAGAAAAAUGAUAAAGAAAAUUGAAAUUUCUCAACAUAAGCGCUAUCCAUGCAGUUUUUGUGGAAAGUGCGUAUUAGCACGAAGUAAUGUUGGCAUUUGGAAUUGCCGAAAGUGUAAUAAGUCAGUUGCUGGUGGUGCAUACGUACCAAGCACCGUUGCCGCUGUAACAGCAAGAAGUACCAUUCGUCGUCUUCGAGGAUUACAAGAAAUCUAGAGCAAUACCUUUUCGAACAGGAAACAUUUGUUUGCUUUUGAAUAUAUGACUGCAAGACACUAAUAAAGAAAUAAUUACGAAAA